GACACGGAAAGCGCCGCCCUCGGCGACAGCAUCGAGGCCCUCAUCACCCGCUGGCAAGCGUGCACCGCAGGCCUCCAACACCUUCAACAUGCGGCAACCGAGGCAUCUCGGCCCAUUGGUGGCCUUAACAACUUGCUCAGGGUACAGCAACGUGCCCUCGACAAGCUCGUCCAGAAGCAGCGUGGCGGCUCAUCCUCGCCCUCGUCGACUCCCAUCGCCCCUGCUCAAUACGCCGGCAUGAAGAGCUGCUGUUGGGACGACAGAUGGGCUGUUGUCAGCAAGUUGCGCGGCCUCGUUCACAUCAAUAAGGACUUCCCCAGGAGUCCCCGCAUGGCCGUGUCCGCCGAGGCUGGCUGGCUUGCCUUCAAGGACCAGCCGUUUCAGGAGAAGCCCGUCUCCAUCGACGCCGUCGUCGACAGCGGCGCUACCUGGAUAAAGUUUGUGUCGAUUUCAUCCAGGACGCUAGAGUACCAAGUUGUGGCCGAGGGUUGGGAGAGCGAGUCCUCGGACUCUGACAUCGACGAAGGCGGGAACGACAAAGACGGGAAGUCAUCGGCCUCCAAGGGACAUGGAGACGGCGGAUUGGCAAACACCGAGUUCGCCGACUCAAUCGAGAAACUGGUCCUGGCAGCGCGCUGGAACCAUAUCCCCCGCAUUCACCUCAUACUAUCCGCGCUCCGCGAGGGCCAGUCUGACGUCAUCGACAGGAUGAUUGCCUAUGUGCGUGGCCAGAUGGGCGGCGGCGACGUUUCCGUCACGGUCAGCUGCGCUAAUAGCCCCUUUGUCGUCGCCCCCCCUCCUCCGCUGGAUGCAGCCAUUGCCGCUCUGGUUGGUGGCCGCGGCCCUCUUAUAGGCGACGACUGCAGUCUCGUCACACCCACUGUGAAUCUCGACCCGAGCGUGCUUGUCGCCCUGGUAACAGACCUACACCACGGGCCCGUAGAUCUCCAACCCGAAGCUCAGCGUCAGAUCAUAGUAAAGUCCAUUCUCGACCACGAGACGGACAGCAGCCACGAGCUAGUGCCGCGUCAGGACAUUCUAGCCUCUGUCUUGUAUCCAGUCCUGCGCGGGCGCAAGCUGGUGUGCACCCGCUUCGCCGCCCAGUAUUUGCGGCAACUGAUUGGCGCCAUCUCGACGCAUUCAGAAGAACAGCGCGCAUCUUUAAUCCUUCCGCCUCCAUCCUCCUCGCCCGACAGCCCUACCCCCGUCGACGAGGAAGAGCUCCGACGAGAAUUCCAAAAGUGGUCCAACCUCCCCGUGCCUGAAGACCUCCAUCUCCCCGUCGAGAUUGUCGACGACCUAAACAUGACCGACGUCGAGCCGCUCAUUGCUGCCGGCAAGCUCCCACCUAUGGCGGCCGGCCUGGCGCGCGACCUGUCUCGUCUGAACCGUUCCGUCUACCUGUGCGGGUGGGCGAACUGCCUCACUACCGUUACGGGCCACCGCGGCAUCGAGCGGCAGGUCCGCCUCUCGCUGGCAAGACACUGGACGCCGAGCUCGGUGGAGAAGAACGAGCGCCCGCCCGAUAUCUGGCACCGGCACCUCGGCGGCUACCUGAUCCACCGCGACAAGCCCAAGGACUGGCGCGCCAUGCUGCCCCCCUCGGCGGACGGGUCUGCAGAGGGCCAGGUCCCCGCCGAGGUGGUCCGUUGGACAAGCCCCUGGACGACUUGGGGCCGCGGUAUCAGCACCUACGGGCUGCCCGACACGAAGACGUGGGACGGUGUCGGCCACGACGAUAAACAGGGCUACGGGCGCCGAGUAAACGCGAAAGAAGACCGCGGGGGC
This is a messenger RNA of Lasiosphaeria miniovina, 1788 nucleotides long. RefSeq lists its product as uncharacterized. The annotation marks the transcript as partial. The record is from RefSeq and is a predicted model, not a curated record. NCBI's taxonomy places the organism in Eukaryota, Fungi, Ascomycota, Sordariomycetes, Sordariales, Lasiosphaeriaceae. The transcript has a single exon.